Pelobates cultripes (western spadefoot toad) is the source of this 4270-nucleotide messenger RNA. Lineage: Eukaryota; Metazoa; Chordata; Amphibia; Anura; Pelobatidae. The record is from the annotation of a GenBank genome assembly.
GAGUGUACAAGUCCAAAAGGUGAGUAUCAGACGAAAGACGGUAGGACAAGAAAUUUUGUGUUGAAGAGCACAAUGAGAUGUCAUAUGACCUAGGACUAGGAUAUAGUUAUAAAGUGAAUGAAAAUAUUCAAUAAAUAUUUGGCAAUACGAGAUGAACAAUGGUUAGAAUUCCAUGCACAGUUCAUCAAACUGAGUGGAUAACAGAUUUGGGUUUAAUAGUUGUAGCUAAGAAAAUUGUUAUUGACUUGUCAUAGAAGGUCCAUUUGGUCCAUCGGAGAAAUCUUAUUUUUUUUAUUUUUUAUAAAAUUUUGUGAUGGAUGUUAAAGCCUUGUAUGUAAGUGCGUGCGCUGAACUAUCCUUCGUGCAUGUGGCUUAGUUAAAAACAAACAUCUUAUCAACAUUUCAAUGUUAAGCACUUUCCUUUCUCUCUUACUUCCUGUUUAAGGAACUUUGUCAGUUCAAAGGUAACGGCAUCAUAACAUCCUAGCAUUGAGUUUGACUUGCUGGGCUACAAGUUAUCCAUGUGUGCUUGUUAUUCCUUUAAAGAAUAAAUACGACAUUUUAUUUGCCUCUGCACAUGCAAAACAUCUGCAGGAAUAACAACUGAUCAUGUACUUCAGAUGUACAAAACAUCUGUCUCCUAAAGUUUAGCUGUGUAAUUAAAGGAAAGAUUUUAGUGUGUUCAAAAACAUGAGGGUUUUGUUUUUCAAGUUGCAAUGUCCACUUUUCUGUUUGGUCGUUUGACUCCUUAAAAAUUACAGUGUAAUAGAAAUUAACAGUGCCAUCUAUUCUCUAAACAGAAAUUUCUGAAGACUUUUAAACUGACUGUCCAUGCAGACAGAGACUAACUGUAGGACUCAAACACUGUCUGACUCAAGGUGCAUGUAUAUGGCUGAAGGAUCUUGUCCAUAAAAGGAUUAUUAUAUUUAAAAAAUAGUUUUGAGGUGACAGAUGUCCUUUACUUAUGGAUGAUAUUUAGUCUCCUAACAAUUACAGCGAUAAUACAGAAUUCACCACUGUUGGUGAUUUACUAUAAAACACAAUAAAUGCUUUUGUGUUUGUGGGGCAGUGUUUGUGGGGCAAAUAUAUGGGUGCAAUUUGUUCUAAUUUGUCAAAUAAGGAGUUUUAUUUUACCAUAUGCAUUACAAAGACCAUUAUUGGACAGAAACUUUAUCAGGAACAUCAAACACUUUGGUGUAUGUUCCAUUAGUUUUGGAGCUGUAUUUAAUUACCUGCACCCAACAGCCUGUUAAGGUAAGUCUAUUCUCCACAUUACUAUUUGCUGAACUCUAUAUAAGUGUGUAUUAGACAUGUGCAAUUCGUUUAGUUCCGAAUGUAAAUUCGAAUGAAUUACGGCAAAUCGGACAUUUGGAUGCUUCUGAAUAUAUGAAACGCCGCAUUUCGGAAGUGCUGAACCGAAAUGAAUUGCCAAAGUGCCAAACCGACCUAAAUUGCCGAAGUGCCUAAUUUCAGAAGUACCGAAGUGCAUUGGAUUUCUGAAAAGUGCAAAACAAGAUAGGGAGGGAAAAUGACGUGAAUGAUGACAGGAAUCUGUGAUCCAGAUCUGUGAUAUGCUAUCCUUUAUCCUGAUUACUACCUCUAUCCUUCUACCUGUUUCAUGCAAUAUUUCAUAUUCCUGUCUUUUUGUUCAUUGAAUUACUCAUUCAUAUUUGGACUUGUGAUGCAUGUCCCGAAUUACAAAAAUAAUUCUGUGCCCCCCAAUAAUAAUGAAUAAAAAUCACUGUUUAGCAGACACAACCCCAAUGAAAAAUUUAAAUUACGCAUUUUUCUCAUUGGGUGUAUAUCUAAAUCCAUUUAACAAAAACUGCAGAUCUCUUGUCUGCAGCCUUUGCAAGCCCUCCCCUUCUAACCCCGCCCAGACUUUCAUUGUGUUCCCAAUACAGCUCAAUGAGAAGGUAGGUCUUUGUAAGGUAAGUGACUGGUCAGUUGCUGCCUCUUGAAUUUAGCUCCAAUGAGCUAACCGAACCAGGAAGUAACAGGAAGGUUAUCUGAUUGAUAGCCAGAGAAUUUAACAAGGUUAAUUUAUAAAAAUUACAAUUUCCAAUCAAUUCUGCUCUUUGUAAAAUUAAGAAAAGAGAGGACACACUCUUCACACAUAGAGGACUUCAGCAAGCUAAGCUGCUUCAGGGGUUUGAAGUGACUCUUUAAGCAGAAAUGGUGUAGACACAAACUUUAGUCGGCAUAUGUUAAACCAUUCAUGGAAAGUACACCUUAGUUUGGUUUGGUUAGGGACGUUUUUUCUCUACAAUGAUCCAGUUCAUUGUUAGUUUUGUACUUGACUUCUCAUAGUACAAGCAUAUACACAUAUGAUAUGAUGGCUCACAAACAUAUUUGCAGGAAUCUGGCUGGCCCCAGGCCAUUAACUCAGCAAAUAGUACCACAGUAAAAUUAAACAUUAAUUUUAUUUUUCUAUGCGUACAUCUGCCAUUCUUUAGGCAAAUUAAAACAAGUUCAUAAAUAAUGCGUGUGCAAUGAAUAAUGGGUGUUUACAUUACACUUCUUAAAGCAAAUAAUCUAACCGAAACAACGUAUUCAUUGCCAUCUGUGCGAGGCAAUCAGGAAUGAUCAUCAAAUGGGCUGUCAGAGAAAGGUCGCUCCUUAUUGCCCGUCUUGUCACAUUUUAACAAUUAAAAGCAGGUUACAAAUGGACGAAUGAAGACAAAUAGAUGAUAUAGCAUGGAGUUUCACUCAUUUGUUUCAACACGUUAUUUCCUUUCUUGGUUUUUUUGGACAGCACAGGUUUCUUAAAUCUUUGUUCACUUUUUUCUUUGCGUUUUAGCAUUGCAACUAAAAAACAUGUAUGCACAAUGUGUAAAAUGCAAUGACCUAUGAUGUAAUAGAGAACAGCAGGCUCAGUGACAGACAGCUUGUCCUCGCAAUUAACAUCAUGAAAAUACUUGUAAAAUGGUCGACGUGUCAAACUAAUGAAUAGUAUAGGAAUCACAUGUAAAAUGGUUGGAACAAUUUUCAGUCAGCACCAAUUUAAUGACUCAUGUUCCUGCCUCAAAUAUACAAGACAAUUUUUAAAAAAAUACAGCUAAUAUAAAAUAAUAAUAAUUUUUAAAAAUACUUCAUUAUUAUUUUUUUAAUUCAUACCACCAAGUUUUAUAUAAAUAAGGCCAAAUAAAUUAAUUUUUUAAAUUUAAUUUAAAUUUUUUUUUUCAUUAGUCUCUGCAUGUUUUUUUUCUUUCAAUGAUUACAUUUUUUUAAUUUUAGAGCCACCCCAAUGACAAAUUAUAUUUUCUCUUGCAUACAAUAGUAUGUAUGAUCAAUAUGUGUGUCAAGUCAUUAUGAGCCGCCAACAGCAAUUUUAGGGCCCCUUAAAAACAAUAUUGGCGGGGCCCCCUCACCUAGAUACACACCGCUUGUCAAACAUACACACAUAAACGGUCAUACACUCAUACACAUUGCCAGACACAAAAACACGAUGUCAUGCACACACACAGUCACAUACACAAGUACACAAUGUUAGCAAUACACACACAGAUUUCCACUGUCAGACACACAUGCCACACACAGUUGGAUAUACACACACAGUCAAACUCACUCUUAUAUACUGUAAGACACACGCAUAGCCAGAGACUCGUGCACAUUUUAAAACAGACACAAAGCCAGACAAACACACACACUCACACACAUCUUUAGACACAUACACUUUCAAACAUAUACAAACUCACACACAUAGUUAGAUGCACACGCAAUGUCAAACAGAUACACAGCCAGACAUACAUACUCACAUACAAUAGAUACACAUACACUGUUAAGGUGACAUACAGCCAGAGACACACACACACAAAUACAAAUUCCCAACCUCUUUUCUCCACAGUAAGUAGCCACCCUUUUCUCCCCCCAUGUAUUGCAGCUUGGGCUGUAGUGCAAUCUGAGAGACACAGUGCAGUGAUAUAACAUGCAAUAUCCCAGUCUCCUUGGCACCGUGUCUGAUCCUCAGCUGCCAGUUACAGCAGCUCCAUGGUAACACUGGAAGGAAGUGAUAUAUAUGAUAUCACAUCUUCCAGUACUGCCAUCUCCGAGGGAGCUUUGCAGGCUCUCGUAUAAUAAAGAGUUUAAGAUUAUUUUAUCUCCAACGUCUGUUUUACAUUGUCUUAUUCAUCUCAAUUAUUUUAUAUAGACUCUUCUGAACCAAGGAAUAUGAAGAAGCAAACGAUGACAGUACGACUUACUGAAUUCCAACUGCGGGAUGAAAUUAGUCCACAGCUUUUUAAAAAUAGCUCCACUAGCAAGUGGAAGA